AUGAGGCCUCUCUCCCGUGCCGCCCGAAUCAUUAUGGUCGGUGCCCCCGGCGCUGGCAAAGGCACUCAAGCAGCUCGUCUCCUCAAGGCCUUCCCAAGCCUCAAGGCCCUCUCCAGUGGCGACCUUCUCCGCGACAAUGUCGCCCGAAGCACCGAGAUCGGUCAACGAGCAGCAACAUACAUGUCCUCCGGCUCUUUAGUCCCAGACACCCUCAUGUCUCGACUAAUCCUUGCUUCCUUGCCACCCGCCGAACAAUCUUACAUUCUAGAUGGAUUCCCACGAACCCGUCCUCAAGCCGAGUCGUUAACGGAAGCCGGAGUCGAUGUAAACUUUGUUGUCAACCUCGAUGUUCCGCAUUCUGUUAUCUUGGAUAGGAUAGCCAAUAGAUGGGUUCAUCCCGGUAGCGGACGGGUUUAUAAUUUGACUUAUUCGCCACCGAAGGUAGAGGGAAUUGAUGAUAUUACUGGCGAGAAGUUGGUGAGGAGGGUUGAUGAUGAUCCAGAUACGUUCAAGGUACGACUAGAAAAGUAUGAAGAGAAAACGGGACCAUUGCUGGACCUGUACAAAGAAAAGGGCGUAGUAUGGACUGUUAGUGGGAAGACCAGUGAUGAAAUUACACCGAAGCUGUUAGAGGAAGUUGCUAGACGGUUUGGAUAA
Orbilia oligospora ATCC 24927 is the source of this 657-nucleotide messenger RNA. RefSeq lists its product as uncharacterized. Bases 1 to 657 code for a protein of 218 amino acids. The transcript has 3 exons. Lineage: Eukaryota; Fungi; Ascomycota; Orbiliomycetes; Orbiliales; Orbiliaceae. The record is from RefSeq and is a predicted model, not a curated record. Gene Ontology annotation, cellular component: mitochondrion; cytoplasm. Gene Ontology annotation, molecular function: ATP binding; AMP kinase activity. Gene Ontology annotation, biological process: nucleobase-containing compound metabolic process.